AAUUUUUAAAUUCAUAAUUAUCUCUUUCAACAAUAUUUCAAUUGAAAAAAGAAGAAGAGGAGGAAAAUGAAGUAUGAGCCCAGGUAAACUUGUAAUUAAUAUUAUUUAUUACCUUGGGAACCUUGCAAAGCCCCAAUAUUAUCAUUGAAAAAAUAAAUAAAGCUGAACUGAAAAACUUAGUCCAACAGCGAAGUGAGAGUCAAGUCUGAGACAACCUAAAAAAAUUCAAAGCUCUAUCUAUAUUCAUGAUACAAUAAAAAUGUCUUGUGGCAUUCGAGGAAACCAUCUUCAUAAUAAUAAUUCGAAAGUGACAGAAGUGGGGAAGGGUAGUAGGUUGCAGCUCAAUGGUUAUAGAAGAUCACCCCAGGAUUCCAGAAUUUCUUCUUUCAAUUUUAGGAACAUUGAUCAGAGGUGUGCCAUAUUGACAUUCCCAACACUUGAGUGUGAUGGGCAGUGGAGAAUUGUUGCAUUACCCUUGCAAUAUUUUGAUCACACUAACCGUUUCGGAACUGGAACUCAGGUGAACAUGAAUGGCCUCCAUCUCCUCUCCUCUCCCUCCAUUAAUACCUUCAAGCUUGAUGGUCACGACACUCAAAAAGGGCCUCAACCUGAUCACAUUCCUCAUGCUGCCAUGCCUUUUAGAACCAGAAGUUUGCCUGGUUCCAAUGUGCAACAACAAUUUCGAAACAAGCCCCUUCCCAAUAACACUACUCAAUUGUCCUACACUUCUUCCACUCAUAGUUCCAAUGAUUCCUCUGCCGUUACGUCCAAAGGAUCCAAUGCUACUAUGUUCAUUGAUUGUCCCGAGGAAGACAAGUCUGCCAAGAGAAAUUCGCAAAAGAAUGGAAGCAAGAAAGGGAAGCAUAAAAAGAAACAUUUGUGCGAUGUUGGCUCCAUGGAAUCAGAGGUUUGUGCGGAGUACACCUGUGGAAGUUCAACAUCGGAGAUCUGUGAGAGUAGCAGUGGUGUUGUUACAAGUUCUCAGUCACAAAAUAUAUGCAGAGGUGACAUUGAUGAAGUCGAAACAUCAGAGUCUAUUGCACCUUCUAAAGCUCACAAGUUUUCAGGGGAGCAUCAUGCGGAUAGCUACGAAAUUGGUAGCGAGGAUCAGCAGCUUUCUAGGUGUCAAGGAGAUAUAGAGAGGAGACAUCCUUCACAUCACAAGGUUUUCUCAGACAUGCAUGAUUCUCUAGUGUUGGACUCAAUUUCUGUUGGUUCAAACAGUGAAGAAGGGAUGAGUGGUGGUCAUAUUGUCAAUCCAUUUAAUGACUACAACCAUGAAAUCAGUCAAUUAGAGGUAUCAGGUUCAAGUACCAACAAGGGGUCUUUGUAUCGAGAAAACUCAUCGUGUAGCAUUUCAAGAACUUGUGAUUAUACUGAGGAAACCAAGCAUGGUAUGGCUCGGAAAAGCUUUGAUGGCCGAAAGGUUGCACCAAGCAAGAGGGAUAAGCAGUUUAAAUCUGUUCCUGGGAAACCUGGAAGCACAGGGAACUUGCACACUCGAACAGGAAUCGAGAACGGUUAUUCUGUUUGGCAAAGGGUUCAAAAGAACAGUGUAGAGAAAUGCAACACCGAGUUGAAGAAAACAAGCCCUGUCUGCUCACAGUUUGACGUUGCUCUAAAGGAUGCUCCAUUGCAGAAAAGAAAUUGUAAUAAUGCUUCCAGUCCAACAACCGUACCUAUUACCGAUGACAAAAGGAAGCUAAAGAAUAAGGUUCCUAAGAAGCUGAAGAGAAAAGUUAGUCCUUCUCCGAAACAAGAAAGCGGCAUUUAUUCCAGGAAAGAGUCUCUUCCCAACAAGGUAAACUUAAAUGCUUAUGCAAAGACUAGCAUCCCAAAUGGUGGAAUAUCUGAUGACUUGUCUUCGAUGGAUGACAAUGGAGUAAUUAAAAAUCAUUCAAGGUCUAGUUCUCAGCCUGGUUAUGCAAGGGUUGAUACCCUAAAAUCCGAAUCAGUUAGUGACUUUGAAGUUGGUCUAUGCAGCAUGGAACCAUGUGAAAAUGCCUGUGAUGCUACUUCUGGUUUCAAUAUUCAAGACAGCAUAGAGAAAAACUCGCAUGUCCCUUCAGACCAGUCAACUUUAGUUGAGGCGGAAACUCAGGUUUACCUCCCUCAUCUGAUGGUGAAUGGUGUUGCUCGAACAGAAAAAAGUUCUGUUGCUGAAAAUGGCAAGCAAAGUCAUACCUUGGGGUCUGUUCUCUGGAAAUGGAUACCUAUUGGGAUAAAGGAUUGUGGAUUUACAUCUUCUAGAUCUGCCAAUUCAUCAUUCGAACAUGGUAAUGGACUGGGACCAGAUGUAGAAGACAGAACUAGUAUGUAUAAUAGCUUUGAAGAGAAAUUUGCUCCAUGCUCUAAGAAUCUUUCUCCUUCAAUGAAUGUUGGAAGAAUGAGUAGCAGCAUUAGGAAUAAAACUAAAGAAGAAAAUUUAUCAGCAGGUGCAAAUGAUUUAAACAAGAUAGCAAAGGCAUUGAAUGAUGGUUAUAAGGCACAAAUGGCAUCUGAAGCUGUUCAGAUGACCAGUGGUGGCCCCAUUGCUGAGUUUGAAAGGCUUCUUCACUUUUGUUCUCCAGUGAUUUGCCAUUCAUACAGUUCAGUAAGGUGUCAACAUUGCUUACUAGACAAGGUUCCUAGUGCUCUAUUAUGCAGACAUGAGACACCAAACAUCCCAUUGGGAUGUCUAUGGACAUGGUAUGAGAAACAUGGAAGCUAUGGAUUAGAAAUAAAGGCAGAAGAUUACGAAAAUCCAAAGCGUUUGGGCAUCGAUCAGGUCGAAUUCCGUGCCUACUUUGUGCCUUUCUUGUCAGCAGUUCAACUCUUUAGGAACACUAAAACUUAUUCCACCCCUAGAGGUUCAGAGGCUUGUGAUACGGAUCCAAAUGAUCAGUCGCAAGUAUAUGAUAUGAAAUCUGUUGACAUGGAACUAGUUUUUGAAUAUUUUGAAUCCGAACAGCCUCAUCAAAGACGAGCAUUAUAUGAAACGAUACAACAACUGGUUAAUGAUGAUGUAUAUCCUCGAUGCAAAAUGUAUGGGGAUCCAGUUCAUCUCAACUCCAUAAACAUGCUUGAUUUGCAUCCUCAAUCUUGGUAUUCUGUUGCAUGGUAUCCUAUUUAUAGAAUUCCAGACGGAAAUUUUCGUGCUGCAUUUCUGACUUACCAUUCACUCAGCCAUUUCGUUCGUAGAAGUUCCAAGUUUGAUUAUGCUAGUACCGUGGAUGCAUGUAUUGUCUCUCCUGUUGUGGGUCUAAAGAGCUACAAUGCUCAGGGGGAAUGCUGGUUCCGACCGAGACACACUACAACGAACAUUAUGUAUGAAAACCUGGGCCUUAGCCCUUCUAGAAUACUGAAGGAGCGAUCAAGGACACUGGAGGAGACUGCAUCACUUAUGGCAAGGGCGGUUGUCAUCAAGGGAAACCGGACAUCAGUAAACAGACACCCUGAUUAUGAGUUCUUCGUGUCUAGGCAACGAUAGGUAACAUAUGUGGAACCACUGACCAAGUAAACUAUUUCAGCUUGAUAAAUAGUUCAGGUAGAAGCUAGCCUUAAUAGAGAGUUCAUUUUCAUAGUGUUGGUUGGCCUGUGAAUUGUUUUUUUUCUGUACAGUUGUUUGCAUGACUGAGUUCUUUUGUACUCCUUAAGGAAUAUUUACUUCUUUUUUUUCUUUUUUUUUUUUAAA
Molecule: messenger RNA, 3673 nt
Organism: Gossypium arboreum
Lineage: Eukaryota; Viridiplantae; Streptophyta; Magnoliopsida; Malvales; Malvaceae
Exons: 8
Coding region: 260-3469 (1069 amino acids)
Source: RefSeq, a predicted model, not a curated record